Molecule: messenger RNA, 480 nt
Organism: Stylonychia lemnae
Lineage: Eukaryota; Ciliophora; Spirotrichea; Sporadotrichida; Oxytrichidae
Source: the annotation of a GenBank genome assembly
AUGGCUGGCACAGUAGUCAUGAAUUACAUGUUUAACUUGCAUGGAUACUUAAAAGAUGACCCAGCUUACAAGAGAUUGCAUAUGAUUGCUGGGGUAGUACUAAUGUUAUCUGGCUUUUUCAAUAUUUUCCUGAUCAAAGGCAAGAAGAAAUUAAAGCCAGAGCAUAAACCAUGGUCUACAAUGCUUAAGCUUAAGCUAGUUAUAGCUCUACUAUUUACUCCUCUAAUCAACCCAUUACUAUCAGGGAUGACUUCAACUGAAGAAGAAUUAGCAAAGCUUAGAAUUAAUAUUCAGUUCUAUUUACUGAUUGGAAUGUUCAUUUACUCAACUUUUAUCAAGUACUAUAGAGAGGAGAUUUGUAACAACUUUGAUGAUGAUGAAGUUUUCAAGAAGGUUUAGGAGCUUUAAAAGAAGUACGAAAAAGGAGAUAAAGAAUUAAUUAGAGGAGUCCCAAGAAGUGAUGAGUAAAAAUCUAAGUGA